AUUUUCGUAGUUUGCGUCGAAAUCGUGUCGUCGGUGUUUGAUUACGUUGCUCGUUGUGAUUCAUCGGGCUAUAAUCGGUUCAAAGAAUCUCUAGUGCAUAGUGAUAGUGGCGCCGGGCCGGCGUUGUUAAAUUUCCACCUAACCGGAGUUCGUGAAAUUGUUACUCGAAAUGAAUCCAAACCAGCAGCAACCAGGAGGACCAUAUGCCCCGUACGCACCGAGUUAUGGAUAUAGCGACUCAAAAGACAACACACAGCAACCACCCUAUGGCGCUCCGCCCUACCAGGGCGGAUAUCCGCCUGCUGACCCCAGCAUGGGGUAUCCGCCGAACGCCGGUGCCUAUCAAGCCCCGUAUCCACCGCCAGGAACGUAUCAACAGCUGUCCACUGGUUAUUGGGGAUCGCCGUAUCCUCCAGUAGCACCAGGAUACGCACCGGCACCGCAAAUGUACGCUCCGGGGCAAGCAUACGGUGGUGGCUAUGCACCGGUAGUCGUCCAACCGGGUGUCCCGGGUCAACCGCCCCCCGUGAUGGGCCAACCGAUGCCACCAGGUGGCUGGAUGCCUAUUCCUCAAGGGAUACCGAACUGUCCGCCCGGCUUGGAAUACCUUACUGCCAUUGAUCAGUUGCUGGUGCAUCAGAAGGUGGAGCUGCUGGAGGCCUUCACUGGCUUCGAGACGGCCAACAAGUACACGAUCAAGAACACGCUCGGCCAGAAGGUGUACUGGGCCGUAGAAGACACCGGGUGUUGCAACCGAAUGUGCUGCGGCGCGGCCCGUGCCUUUGACAUAAAGAUCCUCGACACGUACCAGAACGAGGUACUGCACUUUAACCGUCCGCUGCGCUGCAGCUCCUGCUGGUUCCCGUGCUGUCUGCAGACGAUGGAAGUUACAGCUCCACCCGGCAACGUGAUCGGUUACGUCGAGCAAGACUGGUCGAUCCUGACGCCCCAGUUCAGCAUCAAGGAUCAGAACGGAGAAACGGUGCUGAAGAUCUCCGGUCCGUUCUGUACGUUCAGCAUUUGUGGUGAUGUUGAGUUUGAGGUUCUGUCUACCAACGGGACUCAGGUAGGCAAAAUCAGCAAGCAGUGGUCCGGACUGGGCAGGGAAUUGUUUACCGAUGCGGAUCAUUUCGGUAUUAACUUCCCGAUGGAUCUGGACGUUAGGGUAAAGGCCACACUGCUUGGUGCGCUGUUUCUCAUCGACUAUAUGUUUUUCGAAAAGAGCGGUAACAAAGAACAGGACCGUCCGGGAAUGUUUUAAAUCGCGAUAUUUCAGCGUGUUUUGUUCAGAAAACCUUAAGUUUUUUUUGUCCGAGUUGGAACUCUUAUGCUUACGGUAUUUUGCCUUCCAUAUUAUUACCUUUACUGAUUACCGUUCAUACGACUCGCUUCCGAAAACCCAAAACCCCAGUGCCUGGUGUAAACGUUCCCUCCCGGUGAAAGUAACGUGCAACGACCGUAAAGCAACAGCAUCACAUGGCCAUAAACAUUCUACAAACGAGGUAGAAGAAGAAACUUACACAAAAACAACCAGCACAUGCACUACAAGCGCACAUUAUUUCACUUUACAAUCAAACCAAACGAAAUGUUAUCCAUUCUGCUCUGCGCAACCGCGGAUUGUGGACCCUUAAGAGUUGAAUCUUAUUCGAUAAACUAUUUAUCCCGUUGGUGGUAGGGCGCGUACCUAGCCCGAGUACGUUCAUGAAUGUUUUUGAUAGGUUAUUAUACUGUGUGGAGAAAGCAAAGCAAAUCUUCGGAAGAAGAUGACUGCUCACACUAGACGAGCUGUGGAUACACCGGUUAUUGGUGUCAUCCGUAGUUUAAGGUCCGUACCGUGUUUGUACUGUUCUUCGUACUGUUGUGGCUUAAUAAGAUAAUAUAUGUAUACAUCUGCUAUAACUCGCUGCCUGAUACUGUUUACCUCUUGUAGUUGUUUACUAUGCAACAACAGUAGCUUUAAGGACUUUACAGUUUGUCAUUCGAUUGAAAUCUUUAAAAAUUGCCACAAGGGCUUCGAGGUAUGCAAACAUUUAAUAACAUUGAAUUGAAAAAAGUGUUUCGAUCGGAUGGUGAUUUCGUGACGUGCCAUUUUUCAAAAAUGCCGCGGAUGUAUUGCGUAACCUGCAUUUUAAAGGUCCACAUGGCCUAAGUCAGAUGCAGCGGAAGCUUUAUUUGUCUAAAUUUACCAGUACGCAGCGCUGGGUCAUAAGUAAACGACAAUGAAACUAUGAAAAAUAAAGGUCUAUUAUGCAU
Messenger RNA from Anopheles bellator, 2253 nucleotides. Its product is annotated as phospholipid scramblase 1-like. The record is from RefSeq and is a predicted model, not a curated record. Gene Ontology annotation, molecular function: phospholipid scramblase activity. The coding region runs from base 170 to 1261 and encodes 363 amino acids. Gene Ontology annotation, biological process: plasma membrane phospholipid scrambling. The transcript has 7 exons. Lineage: Eukaryota; Metazoa; Arthropoda; Insecta; Diptera; Culicidae. Gene Ontology annotation, cellular component: plasma membrane.